CGCUCCCCCUGCGGAUCUCCAAUUCUUAUGGCGUCCGCGCUGUUUUUUUCCUCCAUCUUUUCAUUUUGCCACCUGAAAGCUACAACAAGGAGCGCGCUCUCUCUCUCUCUCUCUCAUCAGCCAGUUUCGAGAAAAGUAAUAAAAGAAUGGCCGAAAAUGAUUCACACUCCAAGUUCCUCGCCAUUGCAGUAGAAGCUGCGAAGAAAGCUGGAGAGCUUAUCCGUAAAGGAUUCUACCAAACCAAGCAUGUGGAGCAUAAGGGCCAGGUUGACUUGGUCACGGAAACUGAUAAGGCAUGUGAAGAUCUAAUAUUCAAUCAUCUUAAGCAGUAUUUCCCUAGCCAUCAGUUUAUUGGCGAGGAAACCACUGCUGCUUGUGGCAUUACGGAGCUGACAGACGAACCGACGUGGAUAGUUGAUCCUCUUGAUGGGACAACUAACUUUGUGCAUGGGUUCCCGUUUGUUUGUGUCUCCAUCGGUCUAACAAUAGGAAAAAUCCCCACAAUUGGUGUUGUUUACAACCCAAUCAUGGAUGAGCUUUUCACUGGAAUCCAUGGGAAAGGUGCUUUUUUGAACGGAAACCCCAUUAAAGUGUCUUCUCAGACUGUACUGAUGAAGUCCCUCCUUGCUACAGAGGCUGGGACUAAACGUGACAAGUCGACGAUGGAUGCAACUACAAACAGAAUCAAUAGCUUACUUUUCAAGGUGAGAUCUCUUCGAAUGAGUGGCUCUUGUGCAUUGAACUUAUGUGGAAUUGCAUGUGGAAGACUUGACCUAUUCUAUGAAACUGGCUUUGGGGGCCCUUGGGACGUGGCAGGUGGGGCUGUGAUUGUUAAAGAAGCUGGAGGUGUUCUGUUUGAUCCAUCUGGCAAGGAAUUUGACAUCACAGCUCAGCGAGUUGCAGCUUCAAAUCCACUUCUUAAGGAUGCAUUUAUCGAAGCAUUGCACCAAUCCGAGUGAAAGUCUAUGAAAACUGAAAGCCUCAUUUAGGAAAGGGUACAGAUUCCAUCAAAAUGGUUUUCUGAAAUAAGAGUUACUGAGAGGAUUACCAGGCGAUUCUAAUGAUUGUUCAUUGGCCCGGGGACUUCAACCAGUGCCAAAUUAUCUGUUAAAAACCCAAUUGAUCUGACAAAUUCAUAGCUAAUAAUAGCAAUAUAAGUUUGUGGUAUUUUGAACCA
Molecule: messenger RNA, 1177 nt
Organism: Rhododendron vialii
Lineage: Eukaryota; Viridiplantae; Streptophyta; Magnoliopsida; Ericales; Ericaceae
Product: inositol monophosphatase 3-like
Exons: 12
Coding region: 147-959 (270 amino acids)
Biological process (GO): inositol metabolic process; signal transduction; phosphatidylinositol phosphate biosynthetic process
Molecular function (GO): inositol monophosphate 1-phosphatase activity
Source: RefSeq, a predicted model, not a curated record